GCGGCGGCGGCGGCGAUGGCGCGGCCGGCGGCCCCUGCGACCCCCGCCCUGGGCGCGCUGCGGGGGUACCGCGCCUACGCGCGCCGCUGGGUGUUCCUGCUGGUGCUCAGCCUGCUCAGCUGCUCCAACGCCACGUCUCUCCCCUGCUGGGGUCCACGGUGACCUGUUACCUGUUGUAGGACUGUCCCCACUGCUGGCAGGGACCCGGCUGUGUUCACCGCCACAGCCCUGAGACCUGCACAGAGCCAGCUGGUGAGCAGGGGCCUGGCAAGGGAGAGCCAGGUCCGCCAGGCCCUGGGGCCCGGCCCUCCCAGCCUGCUUCUCCCGUACUCUCCCCGCAACACCCAGUCGCUCUGCCCAGAGGCUUGGGACCCUCUUUUCCCAGCCCAUCACAUACAGGUGGGCUCAGCCCCGUGUUCCCUGGACAGGUUCUUCCAGGCAGGUGAGCAGAUGGUGGGGCUGGGAGCCGCCGGAGGAGGCAGGGCUGCCGGCUCAGCAGUCAGGCUACGUGCUGCUCACACAGGGCCCCACUGGGCACCCCCACGUCUCACCUCCCUGGCGCUGCCUCUCAUGCAGGUGACUCCUCAGUCUCCCACAGAAUCCAGGACUCGUCGGCAGCAUUUGGCCACCAUGCAACCACAUAAUGUAAAGUUGGUGGUUGGCACAGGACCUGCAACUUGGGGAGGGUGCUGAGCAGCAGAGGGACAGUCAGGAGGCACAGGGGUGGGGCGGGCAGGUGUGGACAGUCCUGGCAGACACUGCCUUCGGGACACUCUGGGCAGCAGCCACUCUUGGACAUCAUUCCAAACUUCUCAGGGCCUUUUCCCACCUGUCCCUGCUGGACAGGGUGUGGGGAGCCAGCCCUGGGCUCGGACAGGCAGCAUCUGUGGCCAGGUCUGGGGACUGCCGUGACUCCAGAAACUUCUUUUCUCCACGGACUCAUUGCUGUGGCUUGGCCCCCAGGUCCCUUUGUCUAGCUGUGGGGAAGUGGGCACGGCUUUGGGUGCAGUGGUCUGAGGGUGCAGAGCAGGGGGCCUCCUUGGCCCUUGGAACUGCUUCAGUGAAUCUGAGGACAGGCGUUGUGGCGGCGUUGAGAAGUUCCUUGGACAGUGCGGCGGUGUCAUGCUGCACCCCCUUUAUCCACAAGUCAUUAUGGAACAAACAGGAAGAUCGCCAGCAGCUGUCCAGGCCCCUGUUCUGGGCAUCACAGGGAGCCCUGACCAUCAGGCUUAGCCAGUCCAAUUAGCUCCUCGUUUAGCCCGCCGUAGCUGGGUGAGCAGGGCUCCCAGGUUCCGAGAGGGCAGUGUGAGCGGCAGGUGGGACGGUCCUUGGAGUGGCCCUGGAGAGGCUCAAGGAGACAGCCCAGCAGUCAGGGAGAGCCAGGUUUGGGGGCAACCACCUUCAUGCCCAAAGGGACAUGAGGCACUGCCUGGAAGGCCGGGCAUGUGGAAGGGGAUUCCUGUGCAAUGGGGACAGAUUGCCAUCCUCACAUUGCCUCGCGCGUUUUAGACCCGUCUGCCUCAACAGCUCCAGCUCUGGCAAGGAACAAGGAUGGGGCGCUGCUGGUAAGGGCAGGGUUGGAGAAAGACAGCCUGCUGUCUCUCUGCAGGGCCAGGCCUGCAUUAGGCUCUUUCUGAACCUGAGAGAUUUGUCCCUGCUCUGUCGUGGGAAAAAAGGAAGAAGAGAGGGCUGUUGCUCAAGCUUGCUGUCAUGUGAGGCUCUGUGGUCAGAGCUCUGCGUGGGUCAGGAAGGCUGGGUCUUGGCUUCUCCGGGAGGCUGUGGCCUCAGGCAAGCUCCUACCUUCCUGGGUCCUCUGACUUGGAGUGACCGUGAGCUUUGAUGUGUGACACCCUGGUCUUUGGCCCUCCCUGGCCCACCUCCUUCCCCUCUCCUGCAGUAAGCUUUGGGGAGACCUUCCUGGCCUUCUAGCCCAUCCUUCAGGGGCAAGACACUGUCACCUCCUCCACUGUGAACCUUCCCCACUGACCCAGUCUGUGGGGUUGAGACCUGGCACCUGAGCGCCAGGAGCUGGGAAAUGUCACCUGCUUUGGGGAGGAUCUUAUCUCCCAACACCUGGGUCUCCUGCAAGGCGGUCAGACUGGCCGUGGGCAGGGCCAGCCCACAAUCCAGGUUUUUCCCACCUGGACCCAAGUUUGCAGACAGGCUGGAGGUGCUUUUUGGGCUCCCUUCUGCCCCCUACCCCUCGAAACAUCUCUCCCACUCAGCCCCUCCCUGGCUCUGGGUCAUCCCACCUUCCUGCCCUUGUCCACCUGGGUGUCUGCCACAGGAACUGGGUGUCCCCCAAAAUCUGCUCCUCCUCCCAGCCCUUCUGGGCAAACUACUCAUGCAUAUACUUGAGGUCCAGGGCCAUUAGCUCCCCUCAUCCUGACCCCUCCCACCCUCCUGUGCUCCAGUGCUGUCCAGUGCCUAAUCUAGGCCCCUUCAUGCCCACCCACCACACAGUGCCCCCUGCCACCCAACACAGUGGGCACCUGCCUCCUGCUGAAGCCCUCAGGGCCUUCUCCUUGGAGGGUCAGUCCUGGCGGGGCUCCUGGCCCUGACCAGGUCAUUGGCGUCCGUCUACCACCCACCCCAGGACCACUCCUUCAAAGAUCGUGCUGGCCCACAGCCCAGGCAUGCUGUCUGAGCCCCCGCCCUUGGGGUGACUGAGUGAAGACCAUGGCCUCUGUGGGGCUGCCGGAUCCACCCCCUCCCUCAGGCUGGCCAUGCUGGCUGGCCAAGCCUGGGAGAGCCGGGGCUGCGGUGCCUGGGCACCGGCUCCUGGGCUGACACCGUGUGUAUCCCUUAGCUGUGGCUCAGCUUCGCGCCCGUGGCUGACACCACUGCCCGGCGCUUCCUCCUCUCCACCAAGCAGAUCAACUGGCUCUCAAUGGUCUACCUUGUGGUGUCCAUCCCGUCUGGUGUGGCAGCCAUCUGGUUUCUGGACUCCGUUGGGCUCCGCUGGGCUACCGUCCUGUGUGCGUGGCUGAACUUUGCUGGGAGUGUGCUCCGCUCCGUGCCCUGCAUGCUGGUCAAGGUCCAGGACCCGUUUGCCUUCCUCAUGAGUGGGCAGAGCCUCUGUGCCCUGGCCCAGACCCUGGUCAUCUUCUCUCCAGCCAAGCUGGCUGCACUGUGGUUCCCUGAGCACCAACGAGCCACGGCCAACAUGAUCGGCACCAUGUCAAACCCCCUGGGCAUCCUGGUGGCCAACUUGCUGUCACCUGCCCUAGUGAAGAAGGAGGAAGACAUCUCCAUGAUGCUGGGCAUCUACAUCAUCCCUGCCGGCCUCGCCUGCCUGAUGGCCACUGCAUGCCUCUGGGAGAGCGUGCCCCCCACCCCACCCUCUGCCGGGGCCGCCCGCUCCACCUCAGAGAAGUUCCUGGAUGGGCUGAAGCUGCUCACAAGGAACAAGGCCUACGUCACCCUGGCUGUGGGCUUCGGGGGUGGCAUCGGAGUCUUCACCAGCUUCUCAGCCCUGCUGGAGCAGGUCCUCUGCGUGAAGGGCUACUCCAAUGAAUUUGCAGGCCUGUGUGGGGCUCUCUUCAUUGUGUUUGGGAUCCUGGGGGCACUGGUUCUCGGGUUGUAUGUAGACCAGACCAAGCGCUUCACUGAAGCCCUCAAGAUUGGACUCUGCCUGACCUCCAUGGCCUGUGCGGCCUUUGCUGUGGUGUCCCAGCUGCAGGACCAGAAACUCGCGCUGGCCGCCACCUGCUCACUGCUGGGGCUCUUUGGCUUCUCGGUGGCACCUGUCGCCAUGGAGCUGGCAGUCGAGUGCUCCUUUCCUGUGGGUGAGGGUGCGGCCGCAGGCCUGGUCUUUGUGCUGGGGCAGGCUGCCGGCAUGCUCAUCGUGGUGCUGCUGACGGCCCUGCCUGUGCGCCGUGCACAGCCAUCUGUGUCUACCUGCCAUGACGGCCAGGACCCGCUAGACUGGCAGGUGUCCGUGCUGCUGAUGGCCGGCUUGUGCACCUUCUUCAGUUGCCUCCUGGUCCUCUUCUUCCGCACCCCGUACCGGCGCCUGCAGGCCGAGGCCAGCGGAAGCCCCUCAGUCCAGGAGGACGUAAGCCCGGCAGCCACAGACCGCACACCCCACCCGGCCGCCGCCCCCUGUGGCUCCUCUGAGCCCCGCACAGCUCCUGCAGGAAGCGUGGGGGCAGCUCCGCUCCAAAGCUCAUGGCUGGAACCGGCUCUCCUGACCCUGCCUCCCUGCUCCUAGGAGCCCCGAGUCCCAAAGCCCCUGAACGUAAGAGACACCACAGGCCCUGCAGGGGCCCAGGGGGCAGUUAGCACGUCAAGAAGUAUCCUGGGAUGUGACAGGGGUCAGGGAGAGGCAGGCGCCGUCACCUCAGCUGUGCCCACCAUGGCCGAGCCUGGGAUAGGGUGUCUUGCAGAUGCCACAGGGACUCUGUCCUGGGCACGCUCAAGGCACAGCAUGGUGGCCUCUCCCGCUGCGAGAAGAGCUGCUGUGUACCAGCCAGUGGCCACUGACCAGGCAGGAUGCGCCAGGGGCCAGGCCAGGCCCAGGGUAGCUGGUGCAGGCGCAGCAUAUGGAAGGGUUGGCCUGGCAUAAGGGGCAUUUGCUGAGGGGAAGCUGGAUGGGUCGGAGGGUCCGAAGGCCUCCAGCCCGGCCGAGUCCGGAGAGGACAGGCACGGGGCAGGCCUCCCCUGAAGUAGCCUGUCCCAGAGUCUCUCAAUCUCUGCAGACCACUGAGAGGCCAGACCCCCUGCACAGGAGCCAGGCCAGGUGGGGGGAGCAGGUGGAGCCGGGCUGGGCGUGGACGGGGAAGCAGGGGAGGGCCCUGCAGGCAGACACUCCGCUCCAGACCCCUUACCCGCUCCGGACCCUCCCAGGCCGUGAGGGACGGCCCCACCCUGUGGACGCUGCCUCCCCUCCACAGACGGUGACAGGCAGGGCGUGGCUGUGCGUCUAUCGAGCUGGCCAGGCCUGGGGCUGCCCCACCCCUCCUCCUCUGCCCUGUGGCCAGCACGCAGCCCAGGGCCUGGUAGCAGAGGCAGCACCCAUGCUGGCGACCUGGAACAUCUGGCUGGCCUGCGAGCGGCGGUUUGCUGGCGGGCGUCAGACCAGGCUGGAGGGCAGGCAGCAACAGGGUGUCCAAGGGCCCCAGCCGGCCCUGAAUUACAGGCACUGAUCCAG
Messenger RNA from Manis pentadactyla (Chinese pangolin), 5152 nucleotides. RefSeq names its product solute carrier family 49 member 3 (gene SLC49A3). Lineage: Eukaryota; Metazoa; Chordata; Mammalia; Pholidota; Manidae. Gene Ontology annotation, biological process: transmembrane transport. The record is from RefSeq and is a predicted model, not a curated record. The coding region runs from base 2891 to 4213 and encodes 440 amino acids. The transcript is spliced from 10 exons. Gene Ontology annotation, molecular function: transmembrane transporter activity. Gene Ontology annotation, cellular component: membrane.